Molecule: messenger RNA, 1521 nt
Organism: Epinephelus moara (kelp grouper)
Lineage: Eukaryota; Metazoa; Chordata; Actinopteri; Perciformes; Serranidae
Product: brain-specific angiogenesis inhibitor 1-associated protein 2-like
Exons: 2
Biological process (GO): positive regulation of actin filament polymerization; actin crosslink formation; actin filament bundle assembly
Cellular component (GO): cytosol; nucleoplasm
Source: RefSeq, a predicted model, not a curated record
UUUGUGGAGACCAUCAGCAGUAAGCAGACUGAGCUGGACACUUUUAUUGCAGAGGGUUACAAGACAGCCUUGUCUGAGGAGCGUCGCAGGUACUGCUUCCUGGUGGACCGCCAAUGUGCCGUGGCCAAGAACAACAGCGCCUAUCACGGCAAGGGUAAAGACCUUCUGACCCAGAAGAUCCCAGUGUGGCAACAGGCUUGCUCAGACCCUAACAAGCUGCCAGAGAGGGCCAUGCUCCUGGCCCAGCAGAUGGGCUCUGCCGCCCUCGGUGGCACGAGCCCCCUGCAUACCUCCAAAUCCAACUUGGUCAUCUCAGACCCUAUCCCCGGGGCCCAGCCUCUUCCUGUGCCCCCAGAGCUGGCUGUUUUCAUGGGCAGUGGCAUGGGACACCCAGCAGUGAGUUUGUUUUCUGUUUCUAUUUAUUUUUUAUUUGUCCUCUCUUCAUAAGGCAAAGCGGUUUUGGUAAAAGAAACUUUAAAGUUCCCAUAUUAUGCUGAUUUUCAGGUUCAUAUUUAGAUCUGGGGUUUCCAUUAGAACAUGUUUACAUGCUUUAAUGUUCAAAAAAUACUUGACUUUCCGUUUACAGUCUGUGCUGGAACACCUGUACUCACCCUCUGUCUGAAACGCUGCCUUUUAGCGCCUGUCUCUUUAAGCCCCCCCUCCCAAAAAAGCCCAGUCUGCUCUGAUUGGUCAUUGUUUCCAGGUCUUCCAAAUCUGUGCUUUCAGCUUCUCUGCACUGCCAUUUCAGCAAGGGAAUGACUGUAAAGUCACUGUAACAGCACGUUCUACCUUUAUGUAGUAGAGUUGUGACAUCACAACUUCACAGAAGUCCUGAUGGCUCGCUUAAAGGCACAGUUCCUGAAUACGGACUGCCUGCAUUUCUCUGUGAUACUUUCACAUGGGGCUGGGCGAUAUGGAGAAAAUCACAUAUCUCAAUAUUUUUUACCACAUCAUAAUGUCGAUAUUGCGACAGCAUUUGCACAAUGGGAUUUUUGAUAGAUCAUCAUUAGUAAUGCGGCUCUAUCACUUUACUUAAAUAUGGCCUUUAAAACCAGGAAGAGACAGCACUAAUGAUAUUACGAUAUCCAUAAUGUAUGUGGUAUCUAGUGUCAUAUCAAGAUAUCAGUAUAUUGCCCAGCCAUACUUUCACAGUGUUUUUAAAGCGCCUCUGCCUGUUUUAUAAUUUAAAAAAACAACACAUGGCAGUGGACUAAUUAAUAUACACAAAGAGAAUUUGGUUGGAAAUGUCUCAUUAGAUUCUUCAUCAGCCCAAAGCAGAAAGCACAUGCUACAGGAGAGGCUCCCAAGUGCUGGAAAUUGUGCAGGAGCCAGGAUGCAAAUCACUGGCAUCUAUCUUGGGAGUGUCCUGUAAUAAGACAGUUUCGGUCUGAGGUGCACAAAAUACUGGAGGGCAUUUUUAACAUAAAAAUACCUUUCCUAUUUAAAACUUUUAUUUAGGAAAAGCUGACUUGCAACCUGAGUACUUAAUUGAUGUUUUGAUAUCUGCUGGUAAGAAAGCCA